Messenger RNA from Macrosiphum euphorbiae (potato aphid), 2436 nucleotides. The record is from the annotation of a GenBank genome assembly. Lineage: Eukaryota; Metazoa; Arthropoda; Insecta; Hemiptera; Aphididae.
AUGUCAUCGAAGAAUUUAAAACCUAUAGGUGGGUUGUGUUGUGCUGUUGCGAAUUGCAAACAACAUUCUGGCAAUGCAAUACAAUAUGGAUAUAACAUAUCAUUUCACAGGUUUCCUGAAGACUUACAACUACAACAAAUUUGGGCUCAGAAAUGUAAAAGAAAUGAUGAAUGGAAUCCCAAAACAUCCUGUAUUUGUUCUAUGCAUUUUACUCCACAUAGUUUUGCCCAUGAUCUGAAAGCCGAACUUUAUGGGUAUGUUCCUAGUUUUCGUAACUUAAAGGAGAACGCUGUUCCAACAUUAAAUUUACCAACAGAUUCAGAGGUCUCAAAAUCGUCCACUAAUUGUAAGGGUGGUAUAGAUGCUAAAACGGCCAAACGGAUUUGUGAUGUUCUCAGGAAAUCAUUUCCAUCAAGUGAUUCUUCAGCACCUUUAUAUUUAUUACCACAAUCAACACCAUCCACUUCAAUGUGCAACAAAGAUACAUUUUUACACCUAGACAUGUCUUAUACUACUGAUUAUGAAAAGCUAUAUAAAGAUCUUGUCAAGCAAUGCCAUAUUUUAAAAACUGAAAACCAAAAACUACUGGAGAAGACAGAAAAAAAAAAUAUACGAGAACGCUGGUCCAGAGAUGAAGUAGCCAAAUCCUUUGAUCUAAUGUACUACAGUAAGAGAGCAUAUAUGUACGUGAGAGAUGAGCUGCAUUAUCCUCUCCCUGGACUUUUAUCUUUUCAGCGGUGGGCUAAAACAAUAGAUAUGAGAAAUGGUCUUAUAAGUGAUGUAAUGAAAAUAAUGAAACUGAAUAGUGAUAAUAUUGAAGACCACGAAAAACUCACCGUGCUCAUGUUUGAUGAAAUAAAAAUCUGUAGUACAAUGGAAUAUGAUUUACUUCAUGAUGAAAUAGUAGGGCCACAUAGCAAGAUGCUGGUAGUCAUGGCUCAAGGGAUUGCAUCAAAAUGGAAGCAACCAAUUUUUGUGGAUUUUGAUGUAAAAAUGUCUAAAGUUAUUUUAUUUGAUAUUAUUGAUAAACUGGAGAAAAUAGGUUAUAAAGUUAUAUGUUGUGUUACCAAUUGUGGUGAUGCAAACGUUAAAUUGUGGAAUCAAUUAGAAAUAACAUAUGAGAACCCUACCUUCUGCAUUCCUAACGGACGAAAAAUAGUAUUUAUUCCGGAUUCGCAUCACUUACUGAAUCUUGCACGGAACUGGUUAUUAGACACAGGUUUUUGUUUAAAUGGAGCAGAUAUAAACAAAGAACCUUUAGAAGCACUUAUAACCAAGAUAUCAUCUGAAGUAAGUCCAUGUCAUAAAUUAAAAAGAGAACAUCUGAAAUGCGAAGUACCUCUACAGCAAAAUAUUAAACUAGCCAAACAACUUCUAUCAUAUUCUACAGCUACAGCGCUUCAGCAUUACAGUCCAAUCGAGGAUUUUGAAUUAUUAAAUAAUACUGCAGAAUUCAUAAAGCAAAUUAAUAACUGGUUUGACUUAGCUAGUGUUUCUCAUGCAAACAACAACAGUAGUCCAUUUAAAUCACCUUAUGGAACAUUUUUAUAUCAACAAGACAGACUUUUGAAUGAAAUGUACAAUACUAUUAUUUUUAUGAGAUGUAUAGGAAAAAACAGUCUACAAAUUUUUCAAAAAGGUUUUCUUAUGCACAUAAAUGGAACUAAACAGAUUCUACAAAUUUUAAAAGAAAAUGGCUUGAAUUAUUUGUUGACUAGUAAAAUUAAUAAGGAUGCUCUACAAAAUCUUUUUGAUCAGAUUUAUUCUGGAGGAGACCACCCAUCACCGUUGAAUGCUCUGUCCAGAUUGAGAAUGAUUUUUUUAGGAAAAUAUCCAGGCAUUGUUUCUAAUAAAUCAAAUACAAACGAUAAUAACCAUGAAGAAUUUAUAGUUGCUCAGUCAUUAAAAUUAGCCAACAUAAGUUUAGAUGAUGAAGAUGAAGUAGAUGAUGAACACAGUGAAGGAAGUGACACAGAUACGACAAGCGAGGAUGAAUUUCAAAUAAGAAAUGAAGAUAAAAAUAAAAAUGAGAUGGAAGUUGAAGCAAUUGAGUAUUUAGCAGGUUGGGUGGCUCUAAAAUAUAAGUCCACAAUUCCUGAAAUUGGGUAUAAAUCAAAAAAUUUAACAUGUCAGAAAUACAUAAUGCCGUCUUGGAUUAACCACUUGUCAUAUGGUAAAUUAAUUAUUCCAAGUGAUGAAUUAAAAAAAAUUAUUUUCCGAGUUGAACGGUUAUUUAAUAAAUUUACAAAAUACCAAGUUCCCAAAGGUUCAAAUGUGGUUGCUAAAUUAACAAACAAAAUAUUCUCAAGAAUGUCAGUUGAAAAAAAAUUUAAACCUGUAAUUGAAACUUAUAUCAAACAAAGAAUUAUUAUACGAAUGAAAUAUUCAAACUACCACAUUCAGUUAUUAAAACAAAAAAAGAAAUCCAAAAACUAA